GAGUUUUAAGUUUUUCAGGGAAGGACUCGAGACCUCCGAAUUCCCAGGGAAGGACUCUCCGGCCGAUUAUAAAUACCAAAGCUCAAAAUGCCACCACACCCCAAAUUCCUUCUUACCCCAGAUUUCGUUUCUUGGUCUCUUUGUUCUUGUGGGAUCGAAGUUUUGAUUGUUCAAGAUGACCAUCCUCAUUGAGCAGCAGGAGCACCAACCUGAGUUUGGAGUUGAAGGUGGAGGAGGGAAGGAGGUUGUUGUGGAUGAAAAAGAAUUGGUCUUGGAUGGUGGAUUUUUGGUGCCACAUACCAACUCCUUUGGACAAACUUUUAGGGAUUAUGAUGCAGAAGGUGAGAGGCAACCAAGUGUGGAGAAAUUCUACAAGAUCAAUCACAUUAACCAGACUUAUGACUUCGUCCAGAGAAUGAGAAAAGAGUACAGCAAAUUGAACAGGGUGGAGAUGAGCAUAUGGGAAUGCUGUGAACUUCUCAAUGAGGUUGUAGACGAGAGUGAUCCAGACUUAGAUGAACCUCAAAUUGAGCACUUAUUGCAAACAGCUGAAGCCAUUAGAAAGGACUAUCCCAAUGAAGAUUGGCUACACUUGACUGGCCUUAUCCAUGAUCUUGGGAAGGUGCUUCUUCUUCCUUGCUUUGGGGAGCUUCCUCAAUGGGCUGUUGUAGGUGACACUUUCCCAGUUGGUUGUGCUUUUGACGAGUCCAUUGUUCACCACAAGUAUUUCAAGGAGAAUCCCGACUACAACAAUCCGGCUUACAAGACUAAACAUGGAGUUUACUCUGAGAAAUGUGGACUUAACAACGUAUUGAUGUCAUGGGGGCAUGAUGACUACAUGUAUCUGGUGGCCAAAGAAAAUAAGACCACUCUACCUUCAGCAGCUCUUUUCGUCAUUAGAUACCACUCAUUCUAUGCUUUACACAGGGCAGGAGCCUACAAGCACUUGAUGAAUGAAGAGGAUGUCGAAAACUUGAAGUGGCUUCAUGUAUUCAACAAGUAUGACCUUUACAGCAAGAGCAAGGUUCGGGUUGAUGUUGAGAAGGUGAAGCCGUACUAUCUCUCUCUCAUUGAAAAGUACUUCCCAGCUGCCAAGCUAAGAUGGUGAACUUCUUGAGGAAUGGAUAUGAGCAACUAGCUACAAAAAAAUAGACGACAUUUGGAGUUGUAGUUGCUUGUCUUUAUUGUUUUUAUAAAACUCUUAUGUGUAUGAUCUUUUAUGUAUGAUGUAUUUUAAAUAUUUUGGAUUGCUUCAAUAAAAUGCCAUUUUGAUGAUAGUACCUCCUGA
Messenger RNA from Rosa chinensis, 1288 nucleotides. RefSeq names its product inositol oxygenase 1. NCBI's taxonomy places the organism in Eukaryota, Viridiplantae, Streptophyta, Magnoliopsida, Rosales, Rosaceae. The record is from RefSeq and is a predicted model, not a curated record. Gene Ontology annotation, molecular function: iron ion binding; inositol oxygenase activity. The transcript is spliced from 11 exons. The coding region runs from base 176 to 1108 and encodes 310 amino acids. Gene Ontology annotation, biological process: inositol catabolic process. Gene Ontology annotation, cellular component: cytoplasm.